Molecule: messenger RNA, 1493 nt
Organism: Camelus dromedarius (Arabian camel)
Lineage: Eukaryota; Metazoa; Chordata; Mammalia; Artiodactyla; Camelidae
Gene: CPLX3
Product: complexin 3
Exons: 3
Coding region: 107-583 (158 amino acids)
Biological process (GO): regulation of neurotransmitter secretion; neurotransmitter transport; synaptic vesicle exocytosis
Cellular component (GO): SNARE complex; terminal bouton
Molecular function (GO): syntaxin binding
Source: RefSeq, a predicted model, not a curated record
CCUGUGGCGGGAGCUGUCCGUGAGACCUAGUGCUGAAGUAGGCGCGGACGUGCCUGGGUGCCCGGCGCAUGGUACCCGGCGCCCAGUACCGGGCCAGCCGAAGACCAUGGCAUUCAUGGUGAAGACCAUGGUGGGCGGCCAGCUGAAGAACCUCACUGGGAGCCUAGGGGGCGGCGAGGACAAAGGGGACGGGGACAAGUCGGCCGCCGAAGCGCAGGGCAUGAGCCGAGAGGAGUAUGAGGAGUAUCAGAAGCAACUGGUGGAAGAGAAAAUGGAGCGGGACGCGCAGUUCACACAGAGGAAGGCUGAGCGGGCCACGCUGCGGAGUCACUUCCGAGACAAAUACCGGCUGCCCAAGAACGAGACAGAUGAGAGCCAGAUCCAGAUGGCAGGUGGAGACGUGGAGCUGCCCCGGGAGCUGGCCAAGAUGAUUGAGGAGGACACAGAGGAGGAGGAGGAGAGGGCCUCAGUCCUUGGGCAGCUGGCCAGCCUCCCUGGCUUGGACCUCGGCUCACUCAAGGACAAGGCCCAGACCACACUGGGGGACCUCAAGCAAUCAGCUGAAAAGUGCCACAUCAUGUGACUACUUCCCCUGGGGUUGCCCAUGGGGGUGACCAGAGGGCUGGGCCCACAUAAGCGCUAAGAGCAUGUCUCAACCUCCAGGGUUCCAAACCCUAUCUUGGCUUUGUUCCUCUGCCCCACACCAACCCCAGGACCCUUCUCAUUCAUACCUCCAGCCUGCCUUCUGCUUUCUCCCUCUCCACUGGGAGCAAAGUCCCCACUCCUCACCCUACCCCUUAGGACCCAUCUUCCCUACUCAGCCUGGGGAGGCUUCCCAAGAUUGUAGGAAUAGGUCCAACCCUCUUUGGCCAUGGCCCUGAGUGUAUGCACAGAAGAGCACCCACAGACAGACACACAGGGACAUAGAGACCCUGGCAUGUGUAGAGGCAUAUGCCACAGAUGCAUCCUGGCACACAUAGACAUACGUACACAGGCCAGCUCCCCUGGGUGCCUAGCUCUUCUAGACACCAACACUCAAAUAUGCUUAGAUGGGGCUUAAGGGGACACCCUCAGCAGACAGGAGGCCUGAGUCCAAGUUUCCAAAUUUAUUCUCCUUGAAACCGACUGCCCUUUCUGGGCCUCAUUUCAUCACCUAGAAAAUGGGGAUAGACUGGGGGAUUUCUCAGACUUUUUCUAGCUUGGCCUUCCUGGCCCCUCGGGGUCAACCCCAGCCCCUCCUUGCGCAGGGCAGCAGCUGCAGCCAGAGCCUCAAGCGGCUGCCACUGUGAGCUCUGGCUCUUGGAAGCUGAGCGAUGCUAUGUGAGGGGCCCAAUGCCAAGGAUGUAGCUGGCACCGAACAGUAGCCCAGGCGGCUCCAGGCCUUCUCUGGGCCCAGGGCCCAGCCAAUUUCUGUUCUGUUCCUGUAGAACUCUCUCUGGAUUCCAUAGCUGGAUUUCCUCUCAGUUCAGUGAAAAAUAAAAAUUCCAAAAGAC